AUGGGGGGAGACGCAGCAACCCGCCCUAGGCGGGGAGCAGCAGGGGCAGCAGCAACAGCAGCAGCAGCAGCGGCUCUUUUGCUGCUCUUUAGCAGCAGCAACAGCAGCAGCGGCAGCAGCAGCAGCAUCUUGUUCUGCGCAGCAGCAACAGAGGGCUCUAUGGACCUUCCUUAUAUGGGUAUGCCUCAGGGUCCUACCCCUUUUCCUCCGUCGGGUGUAAGCGAUCAGCUGUCUAACUUUUUAUCUGCUGCAGUACCCUUUGUAUCUCGUAUUCUUUCAAGCUCAUCUGAAGAUGGUGAAGGUGGUGGUGGAGAUGCAGCAGCAGCAGCAGCAGCAGCAGCAGCAGGUCCUUUGGGGGCUCUUAUCGACCUCGGAAAGAAAGCAGCAUCAGCCUUAACAACUUCACCUGUAUCAAACGAUACGAGAGAAGGUAUAUGGGUGCCUCUUCAUGCAAAAUUAGGCUCUGCAAGAGAUAUGCUGGGCCUGCCUGGCGAUGAUGCUCAGGGUGUACGCAGCGCAGCACGAUUGCUGCUAGCAGCACAGCUACCUAUUGCUCGUUUUGCUGCUGAAAGAGAAGCAUGCACAGAUGAAGAAGAAGAUAUGAGAGCUCUUAAAAUCGUUAAUGAAUACCCUACUACAAAACCGAUGCUUGCGGAGUAUUUAGAGCAGCCUCCGGAUAGAAAUAUUCGUGCUGCACCUGCAGACUUAGCUCGAAUGUAUGAUUUUAUGAAGGAAAUAUUAAAAGCUUUUCGCUCUUCAGUAGCUGCAGGUGUGCUGCCUGCCUCUAUGCUGGGGACGUUAGACAGCGUAAGUGCUGAUCUUGCGGUGAAGGCAAACGGAUAUGUAGCUACAGUUGCAAGGCUGCUGCAGCUAUUCGCUCUGCAGCUGGAUGCCUGUCGGCACCUCUGGCGUUUUCUUGCUUUUGUUGCACCCUAUGAAACAGCAGCAGCAGCAGCAUCAACACCUUUUAAUUUUAAGCAUCCUCUAUCUCCUGGGGGUGCAGCAGCAGCAGCAACAGCAGCAGCAAAUGCAGCAGCUAAUGCUGCAACAAAUACAGCAUCAACUACACCAAUGACACCAACAGGAGCAGCAGCAGGAGCAGCAGCAGCAGCAGCAAGAAACCCAUAUGGGGUUUCUUCUCCUAUACCUGCUUCUUUAUCUAUGCAUGAAGGAGAGGUGCAUGUCGGGGCUUUGCAUGCAUUAGCUCAAGGCUGCUUAGCAGCAACCUCUUUAGCUUUUCAGAAAGAUUAUGCUGAAGCUGAAGACAAAGUAGAGUUAGGAGAGACCCCAGCAAAUGCGUUUCAUCUGCUCAAAGGACAGAGCGACCAUGUUGGUGCAGGUGAUGCUGCUGCAGCAGACACCAGCAGCAGCAGCAGCAGCAGCAGCAGCGCCAAUGACUACAACCACCAGCAAGAGACAGCCAAGGCUUCACGCAGACUCAGGGCAAUCAACAGAAAUCAGCAGAGUGCUUCUGCUGCUGCUAAAGCCCCUGAUGCUGCUGCUGCUGCUGCUGCUGCUGCGCCAGCAAAGGGAGAUGCUGGAGCAGCAGGCACCCCACAAGCAGCACCACCAGCAGCAGCAGCACCAGCAGCGGCAGGCGGUAAAUCUAAUAGCCCCAGUACAUCUGCAGAUGCAGCAGCAGCAGCAACACCAGGUGGUGCUGCAGCAGCAACAACACCAGGUGGUGCAGCAGCAGCAACAACACCAGGUGGUGCAGCAGCAGCAGCAGCAUCAGAUGCAGCAGCAGGAGCAGCAAACACCCCUGAUGAUAGUGAAAGACGAUAG
Eimeria acervulina is the source of this 1785-nucleotide messenger RNA. RefSeq names its product kelch motif domain-containing protein, putative. Bases 1 to 1785 code for a protein of 594 amino acids. The record is from RefSeq and is a predicted model, not a curated record. NCBI's taxonomy places the organism in Eukaryota, Apicomplexa, Conoidasida, Eucoccidiorida, Eimeriidae. The transcript has 4 exons.